Tricharina praecox is the source of this 1158-nucleotide messenger RNA. RefSeq lists its product as uncharacterized. The record is from RefSeq and is a predicted model, not a curated record. Bases 337 to 993 code for a protein of 218 amino acids. Lineage: Eukaryota; Fungi; Ascomycota; Pezizomycetes; Pezizales; Pyronemataceae. The transcript is spliced from 2 exons.
GAAGAUAAAUCAACGUGCAUCAGCCUUCUUCUAUUCUCCUCCCUCAGUUUUCACCAACUUAAACCUUAAGCCUCCAGGCUGCAGCACUAGUUAGAACUCCCACCUACCUAGAUAGUACGCACACUACUGUGAGCGGCCCGAGCUGCAUCCCAAUUUCGCUUCGCCCUUGUCAUUUCCAUCCAGGAGGACAGCCGGGUUUUUCUAAACAAGGCCGAGCAGCAGCAGCGGUGGAAACUACCACUCUCCAGCUGGCAGACACUCCCUCCCUCCUCCCAUUCACUCGACGGGGACAACACAAGAACAACAACCCAACGACCCACCACCACGGGAGCAAAAAUGUUCAACACCCUUCUCGACCUCCUCAAAACCUCCCCCUUGAACUUCUGCUGCAUCGGCUCGCCUCCCGAAUCGCCGCGGCUGACCCCGCGAGUCGUAAUCACCCGCUCCCCCUCCCCAGAAACCUGCGGAAAAGCGACCACGACAUCCGCAGUUCCCAGCAGCCGCCGGCGGCUCGACCCUCGCGGAGCCCGUGGCCCCUUCCCCGUCACCGUCGAGCACCUCGAAGAUGUCAUCGAAGACGUCGUGAUCGCGCCCGGCGUGGCCGAGGCGCAGCGGGCUGUGGUCGUUGCGUCGCCUCCUGCCACGGCAAAGGGGAGGAGUGUCAGCGAGAACAACAUCACUGCGAACGCUGGGAAGAGGAUGAGUGGGAUCGGAUGGCAUGGCCGCCAUUCUAGCAGCGACUCCAAGAUGACAAAGCCGAAAACUCCUAAGACUCCAAAGACGCCGAAGAGGAAACAUGCCAGGGGCGUGUCCGCGGCGAGCUCGAGGCCGCCUAUCACACCCGUCAGGCUCAAUGGUCAUGCUAGGCAGAUUAGUAAUGCUUCCAUCACGAGUAUGGGGAGUGUUUUGGGCGAAGAGAUGAAACGCGGCUAUCUAAGCGCCAUCUGGAUGCUGGAGCGAGAUGAUCAGGAGGCCGCCGCCCUGGGGCGGUAAUCCAUACAGCUGGCUGUCUGUUGGGGAGGGGGGAAGUGGACGGUGAUUAAUGGACAGGUCCGGCACGUGGAGUUCGGCGUGGGAGGAGUUUGCAAUUUCUUAACGGCGGCAUUUUCAUUAUUAGAUACUUAUCGAGACUCGAAACCCCCAUCAUCCCCAUCCCCC